Molecule: messenger RNA, 1056 nt
Organism: Symbiodinium natans
Lineage: Eukaryota; Dinophyceae; Suessiales; Symbiodiniaceae
Source: the annotation of a GenBank genome assembly
AUGGCAAAGGUCGGCUGGGGCAUCAUCGGCUGUGGGGAUGUCACGGAGGUGAAGAGUGGUCCGGCAUUUCAAUCUGCCCGGGGCGCUGAACUCGUGGCUGUCAUGCGUCGCGACGCCGAGAAGGCGAAAGACUACGCGAAGCGGCAUGGGGUGGCAAGGUGGUACACUACGGUCGAGGAUCUUCUGGCAGAUCCCAAUGUGACUGCCGUGUACAUUGCGACGCCGCCGGGCUCGAGGCUCGAGAUCGCCAAGAAGGUGGCCGCCUCGGGCAAGCCGUGCUACUUGGAAAAGCCCAUGGCACGCAGCCUCACCGAGUCUUUGCAAGUCGCCGAACCCUUCAAGCAGGCAGGGUCUCCGCUCUUCGUUGCUUACUACCGCCGGGCCUAUCCGCGUUUCGCGCGACUGCGCGAGCUGUUGACAUCCGGCCGGUUAGGGGUCAUCACCGGGGUGCACUACCGGCUGCAGAAGCCUGCUGUGAAGGAACAAGUUGGCUGGCGUUUCGAGGUCUCUGCCUCAGGGGGUGGUCUCUUCGUGGACAUCGGCUCGCACGUCCUCGAUCUUCUGGACUUCUUGGUCGGACCGCUGCGGAAUCUGCACGGGGUGGCCACCCGCGCCAGCGGAGCAAGCGCGACCGCACCGGAGGAUGGCGUGGCGCUGAGUUUCGAGUGUGCCGAGCAAGCGAUCGGCUCGGCGACCUGGAGCUUCAACGCGCCCGAGAGCUGCGAUCUCCUUGAGAUCCUCACGGCCACGGCCAAGGUUACCGUGCCAGAGCUCAUGAAUGGCAGCCGCAUCUCGGUGGCCUACGCGGAUGGCACGGCGGCGGAGACGUGGGACAUCCCUCCGCCGGCACCGGCCGUGCAGGAGCCCCUGGUUCAAAGUGUCACCGACGCCAUCCUGGCAAAGAAGCCCGAGCUCUGCCCCAGCCGCUCGGACUCGGCCCUGCGCGCGGCGGGAUACAUCGACCAGGCCCUGGAGGGCUUCUACGGCGGCCGAGGAGACGCCUUUUGGGAGAGGCCCGAGAGCUGGACGGUGAACAAGAGGCUCAAGGAGGCGUAA